ACAGGCUCCAGAGCCUCGAUACUUACAGUAGGGCGUAACACGCCCCAUGGUGUACAAGUUACAAGUUAGCCUUUGCUUUUGCUAGUAUAGCGCCGAUACCGGGUUCCGACGUCAUUCCGAGAUUUAAUGAACUAUCCAUUCAAUUAAUUCGUUUAUUGAGUUACCUUCAACAUUCCAAAAGCCACGACGAGACAUGGCAGAAGAACAGAAGCCAACCGUGGCAUUCUUGGGUCCAGAGGGCAGCUAUACACAUCAAGCAGCCCUAGACGCCUUCCCCCCAUCAACAAACCAGGUUUCCCUCACACCUGAAAUCACAAUCGAAGACGUCUUCUCGACCGUCCAAUCCGGGACCGCAUACCGGGGUGUCGUACCCUUUGAAAACAGCAGCAAUGGUAGCGUAGUCUUUACCCUCGACCUCUUCGCCGACCUCAACAACAAAUAUCCCGAUAUCCUCGUCUGCGGCGAAGCUUAUGUGCAUGUCAAACACUGUUUGUUGGGUUACUCAUCGAACCCCACUACUACCCCGGAUUACUCCAACAUCAAAAAACUCUACUCACACCCCCAGGCCUGGGGUCAGUGUAAAGAUUUCCUCACGCGUUACCUUAAGACGGCUGAACGACACGACGUGAGUUCUACGAGUAAAGCAGCAGAAAUUGCGAGUAAAGAUAAGAGUGGUGAGUCUGCUGCGUUGUCUAGUUUCAUCGCUGCGGAGCUGUUUGGCCUGAACGUGUUGGCCAAAGAGAUCAACGACGAGAAGGGGAAUAGUACAAGGUUCUUCGUCAUUCGCAAAAAGGACGACAAGACGACAUCAACCAGUUCAACUGCCAAGACGAGUUCGAACAGAGAUAAUUGGAAAUCUCUCAUCACGUUUACGAUUGAGCACUCCAACCCGGGUGCACUCGCAAAUUGUCUCACGGUUUUCUCGUCUCAUGGAAUCAACCUGACGAGUAUAAAUACACGACCGAGUGGCGUGAGAAACUGGCAUUAUGUCUUCUUUGUGGAGUUCAAAGGGAGAAAGACGGAGGAUGGGCAAGGGGAGGUGAAUGCGGCAUUGAGGGAAUUGGAUCAGGUUUGUAGGGGGUGGAGAUGGUUGGGGAGUUGGGAGAACAGGUUGGUUGAGGAGGAAGGGGUUCAGUGAGGUCUCUUGUUGAAAUGCAGCCAUUAAGCAACGCGCAGAUCACGAUUACACAACUUCGGACUGCCCAACCGCGUGAAAAAGAUCACUUCCAUAUUCAUCGCUCGUGAAUCAACACCCUAGUCCACCAGGAUCAUAGCCCAGUGUAAAUCUAGUUUCUCCUUUUACAAGUAUCUCAGUGAUGUCCUCUUUGCAUGUCCAUCCUCGCACUCCAAACCUGACACGACGGACGCCUACUUUGUCCGGUCAGGGAGCUCCUUGGGUGCCCUCCACUCCUUGACAUAGGGCAAGAAGUCAGGCUGACCAGGGAUGUACUUCCUCAGGACCUCGGGGACAACGAAGCCUUCAGGUGUCUGGUAGUUCUCGAGGAUACAGCAGAGUGUUCGUUCGGUUGCGCAAACUAAGUACAGAAAUGUGUUAGCUUUCAUGAAUUUCCAUCCAAACCAUGGGAAGGCUAGAGCAACA
Alternaria alternata is the source of this 1600-nucleotide messenger RNA. RefSeq names its product PDT-domain-containing protein. The transcript has 2 exons. Gene Ontology annotation, molecular function: chorismate mutase activity; prephenate dehydratase activity. The record is from RefSeq and is a predicted model, not a curated record. Bases 194 to 1138 code for a protein of 314 amino acids. Gene Ontology annotation, cellular component: cytoplasm. Gene Ontology annotation, biological process: L-phenylalanine biosynthetic process. Lineage: Eukaryota; Fungi; Ascomycota; Dothideomycetes; Pleosporales; Pleosporaceae.